AUGCCGGAUCCUUUAUCUCUUCCUGAGUUGCUUCACCUUCCCAAGGAGAAGGUUGAGGGCUACAUCCUGCAGCUUCCAGCUUCUGAACUUUCGGCCCUCCGCGAACACCUUGAGUCGUUUAUCCGAAACUCCUCUGCAGGUAUAUUGGAGCAGCUAUCCCAUAACACUUUGCAAAGCGAGAAAUGUUCAUCAGGUCCACUUCCCUUUAAAGGCGCUGAAGCAAGUAGUGCAGUCAGCGCUCUUGGAAGAGAUUCUUCUCUUGAAGAUGCCAAGCAAAUUCUUUUAGAGGCCCAGGCAAGCAUUACAGAGAGUCUCGAGAAGCUGCAUUCUGCUGCACAAGAAGAGCAUAUUCUUGGCCAAAUAGAGGACUCUCUUCGUACUACCCUUAGGCUAAUCGAUCAUCUUGACGAGACCUGUUUUUCCAAACCAACAGAUUGCGACGCCUUGGCAGGACUACUUUCUCAAUCUCUUCAAAUCCGUACAACAAUCUCUCACAUCAAUCCUCCUUCUUGUUGUACUGCUAUUUCUUCACGUCUAAAGCACGCAAUGGACAUUCUAUGCAGCACGAUUUUAUCCCAUGUGGAAACUAUAUAUCUAUCUAAUCUUGUUUGUCUUGAGUCUCCCCAGGUACAGAAACUUUAUAGCAUCCUGCUAGAUUACAGUGAGAUGCCCGCCAUUGUCUGUAAAAACUUUACCACUCCUCUUUUGCACAAAUUGAGUGACUACACUCCAUUGCAGAUCCUCGAAAACGUCGCCGUGCUCGUCUCUCGACUAAAGAAAAGAGAUAGUAAUUCAUGGCUUGCACUUCUUUAUCAAAAGCUUAAGGUAGAAUCUGGGUCUGCAGCAUAUUCUAAUACUUUUCACCAGUGUCUUACCGUCCCCUUGAUGAACUUUCUCCAGAGUUACUCUAGGUCUAGUAUUGCAACACUGUCUUAUUCUCAGGCACUUCACUACUUACAAGGACUAUAUAAAAUCUACUCAAAUGCAUCGGUAGAUCCUUGGCCAGGUUUAAAGGAUGCCUUGCUUUUGGAGACUAAGAUUAUGAACGAUAUCGAGGACUCCUUUAAAAUAGUUAUCUUGGUGUUAAAGAAUCGAGAUAUGAAGCAAGCGAGCUUAAACACUACCAUAUCAGAAUUCUCUGAUAACCUCUGCCAGACGCUUAACCUGUUUCUUCGUCCACCAGCAGAGGUCCUCUCCAAAGACCUAGAAACUCCCUGUGGUUACUUUGUUCCUGCUCUUGUUGACAAGGUACUGACUAGCCUUUCCUCCGCCCUUCACCAACUGGCCAUGCAGCUGCUAAUAUACAAAAACGAGAAGUUCUAUAACUCACUGAUUGGAAAAUUACAUACAUCUUUGACAGAUUAUGUUCAAACCAUGUCAAUGGUAUCGGGACUCCUAGAGUUCACGGACGCGCUUCCAGUCUUGGGAGGCCCACAAAGCGUUCCCCAGAUUCAGGACCUAUAUUUUUCAACCUUAAAGGAGUACCUGGGAAUUUUUAUUGGUUGGCUCCGUGCCGAGCUUUCCCUGCGCUAA
This is a messenger RNA of Giardia duodenalis, 1533 nucleotides long. RefSeq lists its product as uncharacterized. NCBI's taxonomy places the organism in Eukaryota, Fornicata, Diplomonadida, Hexamitidae. The coding region runs from base 1 to 1533 and encodes 510 amino acids. The transcript has a single exon. The record is from RefSeq and is a predicted model, not a curated record.